CGCAGUGAGGACUCAGCCAUAAGCGGUACCCAACAAACUAACCUUAUCCGGUUUUAUUUAAAUCCUCUAGUUAUUUGUUUCGUUAUUGCAUUAGAUAAGAUGGAUUACAAAGAGGAACAGAUUAAUGAGAUAGAAGCGCUGGAUUCGAUUUACUGCGGAGAAUUGGAAGUUUUGGCGACUGAUCCUUUUCAUAAAUUCGCUGUGCCCAUAAAAACGGAGGAAUAUGAACCGGAUACCAGAAAUGGAUUAGCAUGUCGAUUAGAGUUUACGUAUAUGCCUAAGUAUCCUGAUGAACCGUUAAUUAUAUCCAUUGAAGAGCGAGAGAAUUUUGAUGAGAAAGAUGCGGAAAAAUUGAAGGAGCACCUAGCGCUUCAAAUGGAGGAAAAUCUUGGAAUGGUUAUGGUAUUUACGUUAGUAAGCGCAGCACAGGAAUGGUUGAACGUUCAGUGGGAUAAAGCCAAAAUACAUAGAGAAGAGAGUGCGGCUCAAAAAUUGCAGGAAGAAGAGGAGGCGGAAAGAAAGCGAUUUGAAGGAACAAGGGUCACGGUGGAGACGUUUCUUAGUUGGAAAGAGAAAUUUGAUGAAGAAAUGGGAUAUACAAAGCGACGGGAGAUGGCCGAUAGAGAAGGGAAAAAGUUAACAGGAAGGGAAUUGUUCAUGACCGAUAAAACGUUGGAUCAGUCUGACCUUAAGUUCUUGGAUGAUGGAGAUACGGUGAAGGUUGAUGAAAGUUUAUUUCAAAAUUUGGAUGAUUUGGAAUUAGACGACGACGACGACGACGAUCCAGAUUAUGAUCCAAAUAAUGAUGCAUACGACAGUGCUUAAAAGAUAUCUCUGGUCUGUUUCUCUUUUCAACUGUAAUAAUCUGUACAAGAUGGAACGAAACUGAGUACAGGGCAGUUGGUCCUAGGGUUAACUACUCGCCGCAUGAUCUUACGAUUCCAGGAUAUAUUAGUAAUUAUAAGUGGCAUUGUGUCAAAGGUGAGAGACAUUUACUACUUUACAUCUUAAGCAGAGUUGAAUUUUACCGUACCCCUUGAAGGCUACGGUUGUGGAAUAUAUAAAUCGUGAUCGUUUUUCGACACGACAGCGUUCAGUGUCAGUGGAGUGAACGAGGAUUCAAGUGUUUUCAUAUUUAUAAAUAUAAUUGGACGUAUUGUCCAUAGAGCAUCGUUUAUUAAAACUAAAUGAUCAUUA
Molecule: messenger RNA, 1197 nt
Organism: Orussus abietinus
Lineage: Eukaryota; Metazoa; Arthropoda; Insecta; Hymenoptera; Orussidae
Product: RWD domain-containing protein 1
Exons: 4
Coding region: 100-825 (241 amino acids)
Biological process (GO): cytoplasmic translation
Molecular function (GO): protein binding
Source: RefSeq, a predicted model, not a curated record